This is a messenger RNA of Aspergillus wentii DTO 134E9, 2256 nucleotides long. Its product is annotated as calcium-binding mitochondrial carrier protein. Bases 231 to 1988 code for a protein of 585 amino acids. Gene Ontology annotation, molecular function: calcium ion binding; ATP transmembrane transporter activity. The record is from RefSeq and is a predicted model, not a curated record. Gene Ontology annotation, biological process: transmembrane transport. The transcript is spliced from 8 exons. NCBI's taxonomy places the organism in Eukaryota, Fungi, Ascomycota, Eurotiomycetes, Eurotiales, Aspergillaceae.
GCAAGCAAUCAUUGCCGCUUGAUUUCUCAUGGACCAUCGGGAGACAUGAUCGGAACGGCAUGUUGUUGUCUUCAUAACUAUUGAACAUUCUCGGUUUCGAUGCAAAACGCUCAUUAUACUCGACUUAUUCUUCCUUACUACGACAGGGAUACGCCCAAUCCCUGAACCGUGACCCCUCCCUGAAAAAAAAAAAAUAAUGACGGGUGCCCGGUAACAAAUUUAUCUCGAAUAUGGCAAACGGCGAGUCGAAAGAUGAACGCGACCAACGGGUUGCGAAACUCUGGGAAACCCUGGAUGCCCAGAAGGAGGGCCAGAUUGAUCUCAAUGGUUUAAAGAAGGGCCUCAAGAGGAUUGAUCAUCCUCUCAAAAAUGCCGAUGAUAUGUUGCAAAAUAUACUGCGAGCGGUCGAUACCAACGGUGAUGGACACAUUGAUUACUCCGAGUUCCGAGCCUUUGUCAACCAUACCGAGGCUGGGUUAUGGGAUCUUUUCCAGAGCAUCGACCGCGACCAUAACGGAGAAAUCGAUAAAAGCGAGCUGCAGGCUGCUUUCGCCAAGUCCGGGAUGACCGUCUCGACCGCAAAACUAGACGACUUCUUCAAGGACGUGGAUACGAAUAAGGAUGGGGUCAUCUCCUAUGCGGAGUGGAGGGAUUUCCUGCUCUUCCUCCCCGCUUAUUCGUCAUCCGACCUUCACGCCGUUCUGUCAUACUAUACGGCCACGGGCAAUCUGAACCCGGAAGGAGAUGUCCACAUCAACGAUCUGCAGGGUUUAGGUACAGACCACUCGUUUCCUAAACGUUAUAUCUUGGCUCUCAAGAACCUUUUGUACAAUAUUUUCCCAGUGCAUGCCUUGGCAGCCCUCAUCCCACUAGCCCAUGCGGAAUCCGCUGGGAUCUCAGAGUCGGCUGCUGCACUUAACAAUGCUUCUGUUUCAUUAGAUAGUGAACCCGAGCUGGAGUGGCUACCCAUACCUAGGACUGUCGCCAUGUGGAUGUCUUUCCGAUAUUAUGAACAGAAGUUGACGGAAAACACUCCUCAAUUAGGUUAUUUUAUUGCGGGCGGGAUUGCAGGCGUCGUAUCGCGGACGGCCACCGCACCUUUGGAUCGUCUCAAGGUCUAUCUCAUUGCCCAGUCCGGUGUGCAGACGGCAGCAGUUCGCGCGGCGAAGGACGGCGCCCCAUUACAAGCCGCAGGCAAUGCAUCAAGAACGCUCACCGGUGCGAUUAAAGAGCUUUGGCGCGCUGGUGGAAUUCGGAGUCUAUUUGCAGGAAAUGGAUUGAAUGUGGUCAAGGUCAUGCCCGAAUCAGCUAUCAAGUUCGGAGCUUAUGAGUCUGCAAAACGUAUGUUUGCUCGACUUGAAGGACACAAUGACCCUAAGCGCCUUCUGCCAACAUCGCAGUUCUUGUCCGGAGGGUGUGGUGGAAUGGUGGCCCAAUGUUUCGCUUAUCCCAUUGAUACCUUGAAGUUUCGAAUGCAAUGCGAGACCGUUGAAGGUGGUUUGAAAGGCACCCGGCUUAUCGCGGCCACGGCUGGAAAGAUGUGGAAGGCGAAUGGCCUCUACGCCUUCUUCCGUGGCCUGCCCCUUGGACUUGUUGGAAUGUUCCCAUACGCUGCUAUCGACCUGACUACUUUUGAAAAUCUUAAACGAACGCUUCUCGCCCGCAAAGCUCGCCUUAACCAUUGUCACGAGGACGAUGCUCCUCUCAGCAACUUCACUACAGGAGCUAUUGGAGCUAUUAGUGGGGCAACGAGUGCUUCUGUUGUUUACCCAUUGAAUGUCCUCCGAACAAGACUGCAGGCCCAAGGCACUAAACUCCACCCUGCUACAUAUAGCGGUAUUGGUGAUGUGGCCCGCAGAACCCUGCAGUCUGAAGGCCCUCGUGGUCUCUACAAAGGACUCACACCGAACCUCCUCAAAGUUGCGCCGGCAGUAUCCAUCAGCUACGUCGUGUAUGAGAACUCGAAACGAAUGCUUGGCCUGAAAUAAAAUCCCAAAGGAGCUUUUCAUUAUCGGGCUCAUUCAUCCCCCACCUGAUCAGGCUUUCACCGCAAGAAAUCAGUUUAUUGCCGCCGCUGUACACUGCCGAAGAUUUCCCAUUUCAUUUGAUUGUUAGAAUAUUUUUGUCAAGAUACCCACAAAGCCCACUGCCAUGUAUGGCACAGUUAUUUUCCUUGGGUGGAAAUCGAUAGAUUUCCUUUUUUUCGCAUGCUAUGUUUUAUUUUUAUUUUUUUUUUUGAUAGCUUGCUGCAUAUUU